This is a messenger RNA of Trypanosoma brucei brucei TREU927, 1533 nucleotides long. RefSeq lists its product as hypothetical. Bases 1 to 1533 code for a protein of 510 amino acids. The record is from RefSeq and is a predicted model, not a curated record. Lineage: Eukaryota; Euglenozoa; Kinetoplastea; Trypanosomatida; Trypanosomatidae. The transcript has a single exon.
AUGGCUGCCGCCCCGGCGGAGCUUAUUCUCCAAGAGUUAGAUGCCGUGCUGCACCGCGCCAACAAAACGCAAUCAGAACUCUAUCAGCGGGUCGCCGUCAUUGGCGAACGCAUCCGCUCCCGUCAAGUGCUCACACGUGCAGAUGAGCUUACUCAACUUGCGCGAGCCGAUAUUCUGCGUCGUUGUCGCGCCAUUCAACAGGGACGCAACAAACUGCUCCAAACGCUUCGACACGCCGCGUCCCUGUUGGCAACCGGUGACGUUAACAACUUGUGCGGCCGGUCCAACACGGAUGCGGUUCUUUCCACCAUCAAUGAGGCAGCGCAGGUGGAGCAUUCGUUGUCUCGAUGGCAGCAACCAUCACUUAACAUCGAGGCGUGGCGAAAUGUUGUGAGUUCGGGGCCACAGGAUGACAUGGCAAUGGAACGGUUAUUGCAUCCGAGCGGUCCGCGAUCCGGCGGUGACGGUAACGAGCUCCCGGGGUGGAUAUAUGUCCCGUGUAUCUGCAGUAUUGUGGAUUAUUGCCGCGUGAAAAAAAUGCCUUCAGCGCCGGGUGGUAGUUGCGGCGGCAGCAGCGGCAAUGGGAAGCGAAAGGCAAAGGGUGACAACAGCCUAGAGGAGGGUCACCGUGGCGGUGAGGAAGCCAGCGACGUGGACGGUUUCGGGAGUAACAGUGAAGAUGUGGCCAAGGAAAGUAAAAUAGCGUUAUUGAUGCUUCAGGCCGCCGCCACUGCGGUCGACGAGCUAAUUCAGCGCACUGAAGAUGAGCAAACAGCAGCUGUGGGCAACGGCACAAGUAAAUGUACAGACGAGGAGGAGGAGGAGGCAAAGGAAAAAGCUGUGGAGGAGAAACGGCUUCGCGUGUGCAUUGAGAUUGCCGCUAAGGCCGCGGCGUACACGCAUGCUGUGAAGGCACUCAGCGCUGGUGAAGACAGCGCCCUUUUUGAUGGUGUUUCCGAUGCCGCUGCCACCGUAGCAAGUCUGGUGUCUCUCCCAUCUUCUUCUGCAGCAUCGCUUACUCAUGGGGUGCCCGUGGAGUUACUCGUGCUUCCACCAAUGGAAUCUUUGUUUUAUUGUAUCGCGUACACUGUAGGCGCUGCGAUUCUGCGAGACGAGCAGAAUGAACUGCGACUGACUGCACCCGGCACAGCUGGGUUGGGUGGCGGUGGUGAGGUUGGUAAUUAUACGGAGAGUGAUGGUGGAGAUCGUGGCGGAUCCUGUGCUACUGCUUCCGCUGUUGCCUGUAACGAGGAAGAGGAAGUGGCGCCGCUGGAUGGAAUUACUGCGGGGUGGAGAGGGGACUGGGAAAUGUGGUUGCAGCGCAGUAGCGGUGCGGACUGCAGUUUCUUGGGUCCACGACUUUUGCAGUAUUUGUUGGAGUAUGUUUUCUUCCCUACGGGGUCUGCCGGGCAUGUUGGGACGGUAUCCGUUGCACCUGAGGCAAUGAGGCGUUGGCUGAUGCUGGCAUGCGGUGGUGAGGCCGGGGUAGAUGGAACUGUCGACACAAUGAUGUCUCUCUUUAUGGGACAAUGA